CCUCCAUCGGAUCCAAAUUUUGGGACACGCGGAUGGUGUGUCGCUAGCAUCGAGAGAUCAAAAGUACCUGACCUUUGCUGGUAAGAGCGUGACCCGACUUUGUUGAUCCACUCACGACUGGCUGCCACGUCAGCAGGCACGCAUAGCGUAGCACAGCAUACAAGGCGCACAUCUCGGCUGUGAUCAGGAGGCAGCAAGCAGAAAUCGCGUGGGACCGCACAAGAUAAGGCCACGCCUCUCAAACGAGAGCACAAGCCGCCGUACUGGAAAGUCAUCGGGUAUCACCAUGACAUACGUACGGAUCUUGUCGCUCGCUCUCCUCUUCUUGUGCCUCAUCAGCUCGUUGGCAUUGGCGAGGUUGGUGUACAUCUUGCCAUCCCAUGUCAGAGCGCGAGGUCCAUCCACGUCCGUCCGCACAGCUAAUCAUCGAAGAUGCAGCGUGGCCAUAUUCCUCGGCAGCGGCGGACAUACCGCCGAGAUGCUGAAACUGGUCAGCGCGCUCUCGCCAGCUCGUUAUGGACCUCGAGUGUACCUCAUUUCCGGAACAGAUGCGUUCAGUCGCUCAAAGGUCGAAAGCUUGGAGGCGAGCAUGAGCGCGGCCCCCAAUGACUAUGCAGUCAAAGUGCUUCCACGCGCCAGAGCGGUCAAGCAAAGCUUUCUCACCUCGCCCAUCACGACGAUCAUUUCCUUUGCAUCUUGCUUUCAGCUCAUCGGCCGAGCACCGCUUUCCGCUGGCACUGCGGCGACGUUCAACACACACGCUUUCGACGUCGUGCUCAUGAACGGCCCAGGAACUUGCGUACCGCUGGUAGCUGCAGUGUACGUCUUGCGCUUUGUCGGCAUGCCCUCCCCAAAGCUCUUGUACGUGGAGUCCUUUGCUCGCGUAAAGUCUUUGAGCCUGACGGCGAGGAUCUUGAGGCCCUUUGUAGAUCGCUUCGUUGUGCAGUGGCCAGAGGCAGCAGGCAAAGCGGGUCACAGGGAAGGCGCGGUCUGCAAAGGCUGGUUGGUGUAA
Molecule: messenger RNA, 1012 nt
Organism: Ceraceosorus guamensis
Lineage: Eukaryota; Fungi; Basidiomycota; Exobasidiomycetes; Ceraceosorales; Ceraceosoraceae
Product: Alg14-domain-containing protein
Exons: 5
Coding region: 287-1012 (241 amino acids)
Biological process (GO): dolichol-linked oligosaccharide biosynthetic process
Cellular component (GO): UDP-N-acetylglucosamine transferase complex
Source: RefSeq, a predicted model, not a curated record